Molecule: messenger RNA, 1119 nt
Organism: Aricia agestis (brown argus)
Lineage: Eukaryota; Metazoa; Arthropoda; Insecta; Lepidoptera; Lycaenidae
Gene: Poxn
Product: paired box pox-neuro protein-like
Exons: 4
Coding region: 1-1086 (361 amino acids)
Biological process (GO): anatomical structure development; regulation of transcription by RNA polymerase II
Molecular function (GO): DNA-binding transcription factor activity, RNA polymerase II-specific; RNA polymerase II cis-regulatory region sequence-specific DNA binding
Source: RefSeq, a predicted model, not a curated record
AUGAACGCUGUUAACGGUAGCCGCCAGGCGGGCGUGAACCAGCUGGGCGGCGUGUUCGUGAACGGUCGGCCGCUGCCGGACGUGGUGCGCAAGCGCAUAGUCGAGCUGGCCAUCCUCGGCGUGCGGCCCUGCGACAUCUCCCGCCAGCUGCUCGUCUCCCACGGCUGCGUCUCUAAGAUCCUCACGCGCUUCUACGAGACCGGCUCCAUUAGGCCCGGCUCCAUCGGCGGGAGUAAGACCAAGCAAGUGGCAACACCGACGGUGGUGAAGAAGAUCCUGCGUCUGAAGCAGGAGAACCCCGGCAUGUUUGCGUGGGAGAUCCGCGAGCGGCUGCUGAGCGCGCGCGUCUGCGAGCCCCACUCCAUCCCCUCCGUGUCCUCCGUCAACCGGAUACUGCGGAACAGCGGCCUGGCCUGGAGCGACGACGAGCCUCGUGGUGGACAGGAAUCGUACCCCCAACAAGAAAUGCCGAACAUGGCGGACUACAUGCCGCUGAAGUCUCUUCCGUCUCCGAUGCCGCAGCAGCCCUACUUCGCGCACACCUCCGUCCGCGUCCCGCCGCCCACGGAACCCGCCCAGCUCUACGACCGCCGGCUCGCCACCUCCUGGCUCCUGGCCAAUCAGGUGCAGGCCCAGGGCCUCCUAAAGCCCUACCCGAUCUCCCCCUGGCAGCGAGUCAUGAUGCCCUACCCGGAUUCCAAAAACUUCUCCCCCUACGCCCUCACCCUCCACAACGAUCUGCUGAACAGAAUCAAUCCCGAUGACGUGAAAUCGGAGACCUCCGAGCACGUGUCGGUGGACGCCAGCGACGACAGCACCGACAGGCCCGAGGAGGAGCAGGAGUCCAAAGUGAAGGAGAAGAAAAAGAACCCGUACUCCAUCGAGGAGCUGCUAAAGAAACCCGACAAAAUGGUGAACGUCAACCCGAUAGGCUUCUCGAACUUCCUCCGGCAGCCCAGCGGGAGUAUGAUCGAGAUCCAGGAGAGGAGCGAGAGGAGUUCUCCGGCCAGCUACUGCUCGCAGAGUGGCGCCUCCAACGACGGCUUCACAGACUCCGUGACGUCCGAGAUUAAAGCCGGCAACUAACUAGUCAAUGUUAAGUUAACAUAUUAGAAGAUA